Molecule: messenger RNA, 4301 nt
Organism: Cheilinus undulatus (humphead wrasse)
Lineage: Eukaryota; Metazoa; Chordata; Actinopteri; Labriformes; Labridae
Gene: fam135b
Product: family with sequence similarity 135 member B
Exons: 21
Coding region: 130-4278 (1382 amino acids)
Source: RefSeq, a predicted model, not a curated record
CAUGGCAACAGCAGCAGCAGCCGGAGAAGCGCUGAUAUAAACAUUACGGUUUACGGAGUGAAGGCUGGAACAGAAACCUGCGAGGAUUUGCUUCUUCAUCACUGCUAAGGUGAUGAGUGGGAUUAUAUCAUGUCUGAAGUACAGGGAACACUGGAGUUUUCUGUAGAGUUGCACAAGUUUCACAAUGUGGAUCUCUUUCAAAGAGGGUUCUACCAGGUGCGAGCAGGGCUAAAAGUUUCACCUCGAGUUCCCCACAGGGUGAUCGCAACAACACAAGACAAUGCAGGAGAAUGCAGCUUCAGCUCGGCGGGGGUUUACGACGGCACUGUGUUCAGCCGGAUAUUUCAGAUCCUUUACAGAAAUGAGGAGAUCGCUGUGAAUGACUGUAUGAUCUUCAAAGUCCACCUGCUGUUGGACGGAGAAAGGGUGGAAGAAGCCUUGAGCGAGGUGGACUUUCAGCUGAAGCUGGAUCUUCACUUCACCGACAAUGAGCAGCAGCUGACAGAGAUAGUGACUGUCCCGCUGAUCAGCAGUCGGACCCUCAGCCUCCACUUUCAUCCACGGAGAGGCCUCCAUCACCAUGUCCCAGUCAUGUUCGACUACUUCCAUCUGUCUGUCAUCUCCGUCUCCAUACAUGCUUCACUGGUUGCCUUACACCAGCCGCUUAUCAGCUUUGCACGUACAGGGAAGGGCUCUUGGCUGGGGAAAGGCUCACCAGAGAGUGCUGGCGACCCAUCUGCCAUGACUGUAGAGAACCUUGUGUUCGGAGCUGGCUACUGCAAGCCUGUCAUCUCUGAGGGAAGCUUUUAUGUGCCCAGUGAAAACUGCCUGCAGAGAGCUCACACGUGGCACAGAAGACUCUGUCGCCUCCUGUUGGUGGCUUACAGAGGCCUGCACACGUACUACACUGCACUGAUGAAGGAGAUCCCACAGCUCCAGCAGACAGCAUUGGAUUCAGAUGUGCUACCUGUAGAGGAAACUCUAAAUGCUCUCACCAUAGAGUUACAGCUGCAGGAUGGCCAUGAAAAAGUAGGCGAGCAGAUCAGCAGGGACGUGAGCCAGCUCUGCUCCCAGCUCGCUGCUCUGUGGAGCCGCUUCCUGCAGACCGCUGUGCUCAACCCCCACAUCCUCUCCUACCUGGCCCAGGAGCACCACACGCUCAGGGUCAGGAGGUUCUCAGAGGCCUACUUUUUCACAGAGCACCCCAAAGAGAUAUCUCUGACCUUUCAAGAGGAUCUAAUCAACAGACAUGGCCAGAUAGCUGCAGAAGUGCGGGGCUCAGACUACCUGACCAAGAUGCCUCCUUUACCCGUUGAGUGCCUGGACAUUGAUGGAGACUGGAACAGCCUGCCCAUCAUCUUUGAGGACAGAUAUGUAGAGUCCCCUCAAUCAGAGAUGGUAUCACAUGUGCCAACCACUGAUGGGCAGACCAACUCAGAUCGUGCCAUCAAUCCUGCUGAAGUGAUUUUUGAAAACCGACAGGGAGCCAGAUCACCAGCAAUACCUGAGGAUCCCUUGGACAGUGACGACUGCAUGGACCUGCCCACAUAUGUCUCACUCAUCGCAGAGCAGAGUAAGAUGAGCUCCAGCACCAGUAACCAGCAGUCUGUUCCUGCCGCAGACAGUGAUAAGCGCUCUCUAAGAGAGGCAGACAACUCGAAGGAAGCAGAGGAAAAACAAGGAGAGCUUAAAAAGAGCUGUAAUCCAGGCCUGAGGUACAUGGAAGUUAAGCCUUCUGAUGUGGAUCCAUACAGAGGGGAAGAAGUGCUGGUUCACUCCCCAAAUCGUAAUCCUCUCAUCGACUCUGAUAACAUCAGCGUUGAGUCUCUUCCUCAUCAGGGUUUAGAAAGUAGCGCCCAACUUUGUGAUGCCACGAAUGACGGUAAUGAGAGAGAGAGUGAGAACAAUGAAGAGGAGUCUGAUAUUGCAAUGCCGUUAAAUCACUCCAUGGAUGAUGAGAUUGAGGAUGUUCCUCUCAUCAGCCUGCCCACUGCCUAUGCACCAUCAGUUGUACCUCCCUUCCCCAGUGAGCUUAGAAAAGACAUGUCUCACCGCGGGGGUCUGGUCGGCUCCAAGAUCAUGAAACGCUCGUCAUCGGUUAUAUCCGACUCAGGUAUUGAGAGUGAACCCAGCUCAGUGGCUUGGCCCCUGGAGGUGGCGUUGCGAGGCCGACCUCCUCUAGACUUCUCCAGUGAACGGGAGAUCCCAAAGCAAAUAGUGUGUCGCCACCCGGUCCAUCGCAGCUCUCUGGAGGGCCUGCGGUUGGAGAGCAAUGGCAGCAUUCCCAGUGGAGGCAUACAGGCCUCUCUCACCUCCAUCAGCUCCCUGCCCUACGAGGAAGACCAGCAGCAGCGACAGCUCAGCAAACUCACCAAGUCAGUCUCUGCUCCACAGAUAAGUAGCCCAGAAGACACAGAGGAGGACCAUGUCCUGCUAAACCAGGAAACAGAUACUAAUGGACCAUUUAGGAUCACCUGCUCAUCUUUAAAUGGCAACCUAGACUUAGAGAAAUCUGGCUCAGCCCUGUUACACCCAAGGUCAAUGACAAGCAUUGGCCGUAUUAGCUCUGAAACUUCAAACUCUCAGUGUCUGUCAGAGACAGACGGAACCAAGUCAGUGUUAAGUGGCGUGUCUGAAGCCUUUCUUUUACAAGAGUCUGUGGAAAGCCCUCAUGUGAAGGAAAGCACUAUUAUUGGCAGCCAGGGGGAGAAAAUGAACCAUCAAGCUCACAUCAGUGGAGUGGGCGCCUCGGUGGAGGAUGUGCAUCUCAUUGAAACUGAAGCAGUACCCUGCAGCUGUGGAAACACACCAUGUGUGCAUAAAAGUGCAGCAGAUCAAGAGACAAUUAACACUGAAGAUGAGUGCCAAAGUUUCCAUCAGACCACUUUGCUCAGCAUGAAGGACCAGGAGUGUCUGGAUCCCCCUUUCGAGCCUUCAAGGCUUCAACAAUUCCCAACAGACCCUACCACCACACAGAGGCCGAGGGACCUCACAGGGCUGAAGGCUAAUGAUAUCACAUCAUCUGUAGAUCUCAGUGGGACACCAGUUAGUGACAAAGAGCCUUUGGACUGCCAGACUAAGCCCUCCAAGAUCCCCAACUCAGGGCUGGCUUUCGUGAAUAAAAAGAUGGUCGAGGUGGUGAACAUGUCGGUGUCCUGUGCUCCGACUUGUCUGCCGUUUUCUUCUGUUCUAAGAGACUCGCCAUCCAUUAGUGGGAUGUCCACUCGCCAGGCUACCUCACCUAUUACUCAUCAGCCACUGGGCUCCUUUGGUAUCAUCUCAUCGUCCUCGCUCAACGUCCUGAACAUGGAUGACGAGACCAAUGAACGGAUGCUAAAUUUCUACAAAGCCAAAGAGGAGCUGUUCAAAGAGCUGAGCUUUCAGGCCAGCUUGUACAGCGACCUUCCUCUGCUGGCAUCAGAUCUGCCCUACUUCCCCCCGGAGGAGGACGAUGAAGAGUUCGAUGAUGGCAUUCACCUCGUGGUUUGCGUCCAUGGGCUAGAUGGAAACAGCGCAGACCUUCGGCUGGUAAAGACCUUCAUCGAGUUAGGACUGCCAGGAUCCAGACUGGACUUCCUCAUGUCAGAGAGGAACCAGAUUGACACGUUUGCAGAUUUUGACACCAUGACGGACAGGUUGUUGGAUGAGAUCAUUCAGCAUAUCCAGCUGUACAAUCUCACCAUUGGCAGGAUAAGCUUCAUCGGCCACUCUCUGGGGAACAUCAUCAUCCGCUCGGUGCUGACGAGGCCUCGUUUCCGCUGCUACUUGCCCAAACUGCACACUUUCCUCUCGCUGUCAGGGCCACACUUGGGAACGUUGUACAACAACAGCACCCUGGUCAGCACAGGUCUGUGGUUAAUGCAGAAGCUGAAGAAAUCAGGAUCCUUGCUGCAGCUCACCUUCAGAGAUCACGUCGAUCCUCGGAAAACCUUCCUCUAUCUCCUAAGCCAGAAACCAGGGCUCCAGUUCUUCAAGAACGUUGUGUUGGUGGCGUCUCCACAGGACCGUUAUGUUCCUUUCCACUCUGCCAGAAUAGAGAUGUGCAAAACAGCUAUAAAAGACAGGACCACAGGCCCCGUGUACACUGAGAUGAUCAACAACCUCCUGCAGCCGCUUGUGGAGGCUAAAGAGUGCUGCCUGAUCCGUCAAAAUGUAUUUCAUGCUCUGCCUAACACGGCCAACACCCUGAUCGGACGCGCCGCCCACAUUGCAGUCUUGGACUCAGAGCUUUUCCUGGAGAAGUUCUUCUUAGUGGCAGGGCUCAACUACUUCAAAUAAAGGUGCUAUGACUGCAGACUUAU